Molecule: messenger RNA, 1029 nt
Organism: Odocoileus virginianus texanus
Lineage: Eukaryota; Metazoa; Chordata; Mammalia; Artiodactyla; Cervidae
Source: RefSeq, a predicted model, not a curated record
AGUUGGCAGCCGUGACGACAGACUAGCCUAAGUGGAGGAGUGGGGAACAGUGGGAUUUAUCCUCUCUGUUUCAUAAGUUACUUCAGCUUCUGCCACUGCCAAUGUGUCAGCAAUCACUAAAAGUUAGAUUUUUGCCCUCUUUCUUGUGACUAAUCAUAUCUGAGAAGAAGCACGUGAGAUAUUGGUUAUGGUCUCUGCUUAAAAUCUCCAAUCUCAAUGGUGUGCACACUUGUCAGAAAGGUUGAGGCCACCAACCUGUUCUUGUCCUCCUGGAUCUUAGUCUUCUUGGCUGUAGGAAUCACCAUAGAGGAAUGGACUGUACUGAAGUUGGGACCCCAAGACCCUAUAAUCAGCCACAGUCCGUGGAUAUGUUGUACUUCCCUGUGGCCAGCAGAUGGCCUGGAAGUGGUCAGGAAUAUUCUGAUUGUGGUGGUCAGCCUUUCCUUCAUGCAUAAUUUGCUUCUGGGUUUUGAAUUCACCUAUAUGAUUCCUCAAACCAAAUAUACUCUCAUUAUGACUGCCUGCCUCGCUUUCCUCACAGGCAUCCUUCUGCUCAGUGCACUCCUCCUGUAUCACCACAUGCUAAAUCAAGGUAAAUUCGUGUACUACUUGAGUUACAAGAUCUGCUGGAUCAAUUUCACUGCAUACUUAAAUGCUGUAUUGUUAUUCGCCUCUGGAUUUCUCUCUCUCUUACAGUACAAGCAGUCCACCAAUGGUUCUGGCAGCCUGAUCACCAUCCGCAAAUCUGCCAGAGAAAGUCAAGUUAUGGAACAACAUGUAGUUUCUAUCAAAGUUGUCUCAUUACCAGCAGGUACUGCAAUGCCUCAUAGUAUUGUCCGGGUACACUCUGCCCACGUGAAAGAAGAUUCUCCAAAAAGACCACACGUCCAAGCGCGUCGUGUAACCUGGGCUCUAUGAUUUGACAAUUUAUCUUUCAGUAUAUGUUCAUCUUAAUGGCAACAGCUUGUGCAUGUGUGGUGUGUGAAGGUCCAGCUGUAUGGUCUGGUUUGGAAUUAUAUAAAUGACUAU